CUUCAAUAAUGUUCAAACACAAAAAAGAUAGAAUUACAAAUCUUUCUUCUCACGUUGCUUGCUUCACUCGUCCAAAUGGCACGUCUUUCCCCACAUUCAAGACAUUAAUUAUUACCAAGUACAAAGUACAACUUCAACCAACAAAAUUGUUUUUGCUGUUCACCCAACAAGCAAUUUAUAUUAAAAAUUAAUAUUUUUUUAAAAAAGUCGAAAAUCGGAAAAUUAAAGGUGGAUUGGAUGGCUUCAUUAUGCCUAACAUUUUGGAACCAACUCAACGACCAACGGCAAUAAUUCUCCGGCUAAAUGGGUCCCCAAGAUUCGGAUUCGGGUUUACUUCAAUUCAUGGCCAAUCGAUGCUCCGAAUUGGAAGCGGGUCAAGCAAGCCUGAAAGCCCAACUGGACAAGCUUGCUCGUAGUCGUAGAGAUGGUCGAGAAGUGACGUCAACUUCCGGUGAUAUGACGCUUCCGGGCAACUUCAAGAAUGGUAAUCCUUACAGUCACGUGCUUCAAUCAAUUAACCAUUCUGUUCACGUGACUCGUCCUUCUUCUGGAGAGAUCAUUUACUGGAAUUAUGCUGCUGAGAAGCUUUAUGGAUGGAAGGACUACGAAGCGAUAGGGCGAUGUUAUAAAGAUAUUCUUAUUGAAGAAGAAUAUGUGCCAUACAUUAACAAUAUCAGGGAAAAGUUGUGCUAUGGCCAACCAUGGACAGGCCAGUUCCCUUUUAAGAAAAGAUCUGGUGAGAUUUUUAUGGCGCUUGUGAGCGAGACCCCAUUAUAUGAGGACGGGGAGCUUGCUGGUAUUAUCACUGUUUCCAGUGAUGCUGUGGUAUAUAAUCACAUAAACUCAAACCAGUCUAGGGUACCGCGGAAUGACAUGAAAAGGAUUCAGUGGCAACAAAGGCCACAGAUUGCGUUGGUGCCCCACAUGGCUUCUUCUAUUUCGGAUCUGGCCUCGAGGGUAAUAGGGAAAAUGCGCAAAGAGGACGCUUCAAAGGAUGGAGAAGCAUUUGUUUCUGACUCUAAUGAUGUGAAUCGAGAUAAUCAAGAAACCGAUACUAAGAAUACAAGUGAAGGGAAAAGCUCUCAGGAAUUUGUGAUUACUCAACCUGUAAAAGCGGCAGCAAAGCUAUUGGAGAAAUUCCGAAAGAAGAGUUCUGGAAACAAUGCUGAAAGUAUCAAUGGUAGCCCUGUACAAAAUGGACUAGGGAAAAAACCCAUUAAUGAGACAUGUUCUACCAGAGGUGUAAAAGAUAUCAGAUUAGAUGAUGCUGAAAACAGGUCACUUGAAGUGUGUUGUGAAUGUUCUAAUGAGCCCAAUCUACCAACCUCCUUGCUGACAUUAGGCUUGAAUGUGAAUGAAGAUGCAGACCUCGAGUUGGAAAAGUAUGGUGGUGCAGAAAUAAAGGGUGUUGUCGAACAACAAGCGGGAGCUUUAUCGAAUUCAGGAUAUAACCUAUCUGGAAGUUAUGGUAGCUCCUCAAGCAAAGGUGACAGUGAGUCGAGUUCAAUGGUGGAUUGUGAUAUUCAGUGGGAGGACUUAAAGUUGGGUGAGGAAAUUGGUCAAGGUUCUUAUGCUAUUGUAUAUCAUGGACUUUGGAAUGGAUCAGAUGUUGCUAUCAAAGUGUACUUCGGAAAAGAUUAUAAUGAGGGAACUUUACUGGGUUACAAACAGGAGAUUUGUGUAAUGAGAAAAUUGAGGCAUCCAAAUGUCUUGCUGUUCAUGGGCGCAUGUUAUUCACAAGAAAGGCUUGCCAUUGUCACCGAAUUUCUUCCAAGGGGAAGCCUGUUUAAGAUACUUCACAGGAACAACCACGUGCUGGAUCAAAGACGGCGGUUGAGGAUGGCCCUUGAUGUCGCCAGGGGCAUGAACUAUUUGCAUCGUAGAAAUCCUCCUAUAGUUCAUAGGGACUUGAAAUCUUCGAACUUGUUGGUUGACAAGAACUGGAAUGUGAAGGUUGGUGACUUUGGGUUAUCAAAGUUGAAGAAUUCAACCUUCUUGACUGCAAAAUCCGAAGUUGGAACUCCCCAAUGGAUGGCGCCAGAAGUUCUGCGAAAUGACCCCUCAAAUGAAAAGUCGGAUGUGUUCAGUUUUGGUGUCAUCUUAUGGGAACUGGUAACCGUGAAAAUCCCUUGGGAUAAUCUAAAUGCUUUGCAGGUUGUUGGAGUUGUAGGAUUCAUGGAUAGACGGUUGGACCUACCCGAAGGCCUUGAUCCACGCAUUUCAUCAAUCAUAAAAGAAUGUUGGCAAAGCAAGACAGAACUCCGCCCUUCAUUUGAAGACAUUAUUCGAAGAAUGUCCGGUAUACUUCAAACUACUCCUGCAUCAGCAACCCCUCCUGCUCGAAAGAGCGUUUCUUAACAAUGGUAGAUAGAAAUACAUGACAUGUUACUGGGUGGUUGCAUAGAGCGGGAGAAGAAAAUAAUCUAUCAACGUCUGUCUAAUUUGUGCAGCUGAAAGUUGAUGUACUCUUGGCUGCUGUAAGUGGUGCAUUAUGUUGUAUACUUUUCCGUCCGUUUGAAUUUGCUACAUAACAGAAUUGAAUGUAUAUAGUGGUUAGUGUGCUUAACAUAACAACAUUAGUGCUGUCUGCUGUGUGUUAUCAGAUAUAGAAUACAGAGAUAUUACAUGUUAUUUAGAAGUAUUUUUUGGGACUACAAAA
Molecule: messenger RNA, 2659 nt
Organism: Amaranthus tricolor (Joseph's coat)
Lineage: Eukaryota; Viridiplantae; Streptophyta; Magnoliopsida; Caryophyllales; Amaranthaceae
Exons: 15
Coding region: 304-2358 (684 amino acids)
Biological process (GO): protein phosphorylation; regulation of DNA-templated transcription
Molecular function (GO): protein kinase activity; ATP binding
Source: RefSeq, a predicted model, not a curated record